GGCUCGCUGAAAGUCACGCGAGAGUGGGGCUCGUUCUCUCGCGUCGCCCCCCCCGCCCCCCACCCCCGUCACCUGGAAACCACAGGAGCCACGAGACCCCCCGACAGGUGCGAACCCGCGCACAGGCGCCAUGGAUGAUUCUGGGAUCAUCCGAAGACGGAGGCUGCAGAAGGAUCUACCUCUGCCUCGAAAAAGUAGCAGUUGCAGAACCAGUAACCGGAAAAGCCUCAUCCUGACAAGUACAUCUCCCACCCUGCCACGGCCGCACUCCCCACUGCCUGGACACAUCGGAAGCAGUCCGUUGGACAGCCCGCGCAACUUCUCGCCAAGCGGACCCGCCCACUUCUCCUUUGCUUCUUCUCGCAGGGCUGAUGGUCGUAGAUGGUCCUUGGCUUCUCUGCCUUCCUCGGGAUAUGGCACAAACACACCAAGUUCGACGUCAUCCAGCUCAUCCCAGGAGCGUCUGCACCAGCUGCCCUUCCAGCCAACCAUGGAUGAGCUGCACUUCUUGUCCAAGCACUUUGGCAGCACAGAGAGCAUCACGGACGAUGACGGGGGCCGGCGCUCGCCACACGUCCGGCCUCGCUCUCGAAGCCUCAGCCCGGGGCGCUCGCCUUCCUGCUAUGACAAUGAAAUAGUGAUGAUGAACCAUGUCUACAAGGAGCGCUUCCCCAAGGCCACCGCUCAGAUGGAGGAGAGGCUGGCAGAGUUCAUCCACAACUAUUGUCCAGAGAGUGUCCUGCCUCUGGCCGACGGGGUCCUCAGCUUCAUCCACCACCAGGUAGCCGAGCUGGCCAGGGACUGCCUGACCAAAUCACGAGAGGGCCUCAUUACCAGUGUCUACUUCUGCGAACUGCAGGAGAACCUGGAGAAGCUGCUUAAUGACGCGUACGAGCGCUCGGAGAGUUCAGAGCUCACCUUCGUAAUCGAGCUGGUCAAAAAGCUCUUCAUCAUCAUAUCUCGUCCAGCCAGGCUCCUCGAGUGUUUGGAGUUCAACCCUGAAGAGUUUUACCAUCUGCUAGAGGCAGCGGAGGAUCACGCCAAGGAGGGACAACUAAUGAAGGCAGACAUCCCUCGAUACAUCAUCAGCCAGCUGGGGCUGACCAGAGACCCUCUGGAGGAAAUCGUGAGCCUGGACAGCUACGACAGUGAGGGUCCACACACUCCAGAGACCGAUGACUCUACAGAGGGAAAAGGAAGAGCCAUUAAACCACCGAGCGAAGAAGAUUUUCAGAGCAUUAAGCUGAUCAGCAACGGAGCUUAUGGCGCCGUCUACCUGGUGCGCCACAGAGAGACUCGUCAGCGUUUCGCCAUGAAGAAGAUCAACAAGCAGAAUCUGAUCCUGCGGAACCAGAUCCAGCAGGCGUUCGUAGAGAGAGACAUCCUCACCUUCGCAGAGAACCCGUUCGUCGUCUCCAUGUUCUGCUCCUUUGAGACACGAAGGCACCUGUGCAUGGUCAUGGAAUACGUCGAGGGUGGUGAUUGUGCCACUUUGUUGAAGAACAUCGGGGCUCUGCCUGUGGAGCUGGCGAGAAUGUACUUUGCUGAGACUGUUUUAGCCCUUGAAUACCUGCACAACUACGGCAUCGUCCACAGAGACCUCAAACCUGACAAUCUGCUGAUCACCUCCAUGGGACACAUCAAGCUCACAGACUUCGGCUUAUCAAAGAUGGGUCUGAUGAGCCUCACCACCAACCUGUAUGAGGGACACAUUGAGAAGGAUGCCAGAGAGUUCCUAGAUAAGCAGGUAUGUGGUACUCCAGAGUACAUCGCUCCAGAGGUGAUUCUCCGUCAGGGCUAUGGAAAGCCAGUUGAUUGGUGGGCCAUGGGCAUCAUCCUCUAUGAGUUCCUGGUGGGCUGUGUGCCUUUCUUUGGAGACACUCCAGAGGAGCUGUUUGGACAGGUCAUCACAGAUGACAUAGUUUGGCCAGAAGGUGAUGAUGCCUUGCCUGCAGAUUCCCUGGCCCUCAUCUCUGCCCUGCUGCAGACUAACCCUCUUGUGAGGUUGGGUACAGGUGGAGCGUUUGAGGUGAAGCAGCACUCGUUCUUCACGGAGCUGGACUGGAACACUUUGCUGAGACAGAAGGCAGAGUUCAUCCCUCACCUAGAGUCAGAGGAGGACACCAGCUACUUCGACACCCGCUCGGAUCGUUACCAUCACAUCAAUACGUACGACGAGGAUGACACCAAUGACGAUGAACCUGUAGAGAUCAGACAGUUCUCUUCCUGUUCUCCUCGCUUCAGCAAGGUGUACAGCAGCAUGGAGCAUCUAUCUCAGCUGGAGCAGAAAGCGACGACCUCCGUGUCCCGUCGGGAGCACAAGGGCCCGCGGGAGGACAAGGUGACCAAGAGAGAGAGCCUGGGAAGCUUCAGCAUGAGAGACAAGAGCUGGAGGACUGGAUCCCCCGAGAUGAAGCGCUUGUCUUGUUCAGAGUCCCUCUACAUGGAGGGGGAUGCAAGCCCUCCCCUUGGUGCUCGUCGACGCUUCUCAGCACUGAUGGACACACAUCGCUUUGCCUCUCCACAAGACGGUGAGCCGGACUUCCUCUCCCGUCAGAUGCCCAUCAAGGUCCGUGGAGCCUCGCUAGAUGGGACCAGCAUCCCCUCACCGAGCCUCCUGGAGCAGAGGAGCAGUCUGAAGGAGAUCAACGGAGCAGAUAAAUCCCCAAGACAUGGAGAGACAGCGGGAGUUACCACAGCCAUCAACACUUUAUCCCCAGGUCCCGCAGCAGCCGGCCGCGACGUGAUGACUCCCCUGUACGACCCUCUAGGGCCGCGGGCCACCAACGAUCUGGUCCUCCGCAGGGCACGCCAUCAGCAUUUGUCUGGUGAGGGAGAAAAACGCAACUCCAGACCUGGAAACAAGGUCAUCAAGUCGGCUUCUGCCACGGCCCUGUCUGUCAUCAUACCAUCAGUGGAGCAGCAUGGUGGUUUCUCUCCUCUGGCCAGCCCGAUGUCUCCCCACUCUUUCUCGUCCAACCCAUCGUCCCGCGACUCUUCACCCAGCAGAGACUUCUUCCCAGCAGUCAGCGUGCUGCGCUCACCCAUCACCAUCCAUCGCUCUGGAAAGAAGUACGGCUUUACUCUCAGGGCCAUCAGGGUCUACAUCGGAGACAGUGACAUCUACAGCGUGCAUCACAUUGUCUGGCAUGUGGAGGACGGCGGCCCCGCCCAAGAAGCUGGCCUGUGUGCUGGUGACCUCAUCACCCACGUCAACGGGGAGCCUGUCCAUGGUCUGGUCCACACUGAAGUGGUUGAGCUCAUCCUCAAGAGUGGGAACAAGGUGACAGUGACAACCACACCUUUUGAAAACACUUCCAUUAAAGUGGGUCCCGCCCGCAAGGCCAGCUACAAGUGUAAGAUGGCCCGACGAAACAAGAGGACCAUGGGCAAGGAGAGCCAGGACAGUAAGAAACGUAACUCGUUGUUCCGUAAGAUCACGAAGCAGUCUAAUCUGCUGCACACCAGCCGCAGCCUGUCCUCUUUGAACCGCUCUCUGUCCUCCAGUGAGAGUCUUCCUGGCUCUCCGACUCACAGCUUGUCUGCCCGGUCCCCGACUCAAGGCUACCGCUCCACCCCUGAGCCCUCAUACCUGGGUGCUUCUUCCCAGAGCAGCUCUCCAGCUUCCAGCACCCCAAACUCCCCCGCUCCAUCUCAGCACAUGAGGCCCAGCUCUCUGCACGGCCUCUCUCCUAAACUCCACCGUCAGUAUCGCUCUGCUCGUUGUAAGUCAGCUGGUAACAUCCCCCUGUCCCCGCUUGCCCACACACCCUCCCCUACCCAGUCAUCACCGCCACCUUUGCCCGGCCACACUGUCGGGAGCUCCAACACCACACAGUCCUUCCCCGCCAAGCUCCACUCCUCGCCUCCGGUGGUUCGCCCCAGGCCCAAGAGUGCCGAACCCCCUCGAUCACCUCUCCUCAAACGGGUGCAGUCAGCAGAGAAGCUGGGCUCGCCCCUGACCCAGUCCAGUUCUACAGGAGGGCUGGGGGGUCCGCUGAGGAAGCACAGCCUGGAGGUGCAGCACUCUGAGUACCGUAAGGACGCCUUCCUCUGUGAGCUCGGCCUCCAGAGCCUGCUGGAGACAGAAGGGGAAAACCUGCCUCCUAAUCCUCCUCCCCUGCCUUCAUCCUCAACCACCCCAGAGACCGGGGUCCUGAAGCCUGUGAGGAGACUCGGGAGACAAGAGUCACCCCUCAGUAGGGAAACGCUGCUGGCCGGGAGAGAGAGGGAAGAAAGGGAGAGAGGGAGGGAGAGGUCGAAAGAAAGGGAGAUUGAUACCGCAGCAGUUCUGGAGAGAUUGGGUCGAGUUGGAGCGACAGUAUCUCAGUCAUCCUUAACAAGAAAACCUCAUACAGGUGAGCUGCCCCUGGGCUCGCAGGCUGGUCCAAGCUCCAGACUGGGUGCAGACACCCCGAAAGCAACAACUCCUAGCACCCCUACCAAAACAACAGGAAGUCUAGGUGGUCAUAUGGGGCCUGAAAAGAGUCUGAUUCCAAAACCGCAGGACCACAGGGAAGCCAAAGAUGUGUCAUCUCAUAGUAAAGAUCCCCGGGAGCAGCUAGGGAUCAGAACUGAACCAAAGCAGGAUGUUAGCAACAAGUGUCGGCCUGGUUUACCUGGUAUCUUCACCAAGAACUCUGCUUCUGCUCCGGAUAAACCCAUCAGCAUCGGUGCAACAGUGACAGCAGGUCCUCUCAGCAUGAAUAAAACCUUUAAACCUUCAGGUAUGGGGGACAGCCUGCGAAAGGCUGGAGCUGAGAGCAGUGACUCAAGGACUCCAGACCUCGGCUCCAAGAGCCCCAAACUCCCAGCUCGCAUUCUUGCACCGGUCGUCCCCCCACAUGGGCAGCCGCUCUCGCUGGGCAAGGUGAGGCAGGGGCUCGGGCCGGUCAACUGUUAUCGGGGAACCCUAGACUGGGAGGACAAAUGUCGACUGGAGGUGGUGGAGGAGCAUUCACCUUCUCCCUCUCCCUCCCCGACUGCUGUCACCCCCUCCCUCUGUGGACCUUCCCUCUGUAAGUCACGGCCUGUCUCCCCUGGUGAAAAGACGAGCUUCGUGAGCCAGCUGACCACCGUGGCCAAAAACGUCCUUGGGCCAAUCAAGCUUGGCUCCCAGGAGGGGGCCAAGAGCAAAGACCAGCAGACUAAGGCAGUGGAGGAGAAGCAGGGAGGCACAGCAGGAAGGUCUGACACUUCUGCUGGAGGUCGUGGGGUUGUUGGGACUGCAGUGGUGACACAAAGUCCUGCUGGGUCACCGUUAGAGAAGGCUGCAACAGGUGGCAUCCCACCCAAAAUGUGACCCCAUGGGGUCCCUAAAUGGGAUGUUAGUAGAAAAAGAAGAUGCCUUUUUUGGAAGAACAAUGCAACAGGAGUCAAGCACUUACAAACAAUGUACAUUCCAGUUUCAGAGUAUAUGAAAUGUUAUUUAUUGAUUCCAAUCAUUGACUGAUUCUAACUUAAAAGCAGGAGUAAAAUAAUCUACUGUAAAGGUGCAUUAUCUGUUGAUUUUCUAUUAUAAAGUAUUUAAUAAGAAGACUCUUAAUGUAAUGUGGAACACUUUAUCAGAUGUAUAUGUGUGUGGGUCUCCGUGAACGCAUGUCAUAUGGUAUGUACUGUACAUGUAUUAUAGGUACAAGAAGGUCAAAAAGUGCUUUACCGAUCAAAACAUGCUGAAUACUGUGAAUACCAAAUCCAGUCACUCUAUUUUGUCUUUCAACCAGCCCUUUCUUCUUUUACUGCUUAACAACGUGACAAUGAAUCAGGGGGAUGGACACUGUAAUAUUUGCGUCAAACAACAUGAAUGGCAUGCAGUCUCAGUUUAGGGAGAGCGACAAGAUGAUUAAGCUCAUUUUGGUCUUCAUGCAGCAGUUUGCUGUGCUGAUAUGCGCAGUCAGACAAAGCCAAAGCAGGCAUUCUGUCAGUGGAUGUCACAUCAGACACUGUUUGGCUCUGUCUGUCGCAGGGGAUUGUGUGUGUGUGUGUGUGUGUGUGUGUGAAGCCACCUUGGGUCUAUUUCUGGUGGUUCUUGAAGGCUAUGUCCUGCUGCAGAAGAAAGCAGGGUUGACAGAGCUCAGGCUCAGCGCUUAUCUCCCCUUCGCAGGAGGGCUACCACAGCCCUUUUCUCCUUCCGACUGCAGCCUCCACACAAACACACCCGUACGCACCCUCACAUUGCCACGGGAGGCAGCAGUGUCAGCAGCUGAUUUUCAUGCAUUUAAAUCCACACCCCUGUGGUCCAUGGAUGUGUUUGUGAGUGAGCGAGUUAAGAAAUGUGGAGUGAUUACACUCGGCACAGUUGACUCUGCAAGGGUCACGACGGGAACCAAACUGGAAAUGAACAGAAGCAGUCUGGCGCCGGUAACAGUCCUCAGCGCUCUGAUACUUUAUAAAAAAGUCACACAGGCACAGAGAUGAUUGCUUACAUGAAAGUAGUGUGUAAAAAAAUAACUAUAAGCACAUAUACAGUGAACCCAUGUGUUGUUUUGAGCCAAAACAAGAGAAGCAGGCAGUCAUGGAUGUAGCAUACUGUAAUUUGUUAAAGGGCUCUAUAGUUAGGGUUUGUAGGGUUUGUGGAUAUGGACAUGGUACAGUAUAUCACAAUGAACCUGUUACUGUAAAAACAGUGUCAUCAAAAUGAUUGUUGUUACAGUACAAGCUAGGUAGUCAAGACUGAUUAAAGAAAAGCUCACAUUUUGCUAUGUAACAUACUGAUAAAGGUGUUUGAAUCUAUCAUCUCAGCAACGUCCUGACAAGGACGAACAGGAAAACAACUUUCUUUCCCACCCAAUGGUCGUACUCAUCCUCAAUAGUUCAUUCUUAAUAUUGUACAUAAUCUUAUGCAAACCACUGACAGCUGUGUGUGAUGACUGCUGUCGCUAAUACUGCAACAAGUUGAUUUACUGAGUCCGGGCAGAAAGUAGGGUUUAAACAGUUUAAUCCAGCUUUGAUCUGAUUAAGCUUUCAAAGCUCCACAAAUGUAAACUGAUUCAGUCAACAACAGCAACCGCACAACAAGCCUGAAUUUCAGCAUCUGACAUUUAUUUUCUAGUCCAGACAUUCGUCCCAAACUAACUAGUUUUAACUUGCUAAAUGUUCAAGUUUGCUCUCCAGCGUUUGCUGUCAGCUAUUUUGCGCGAGGCACAGCAUUCUUUUGGUUUUACCUGUGAAAAACAACAAGCUGGAUGAAGCAAAACAACUAUAUAGUGCUACAAAGUUGAAAGUUCCAUGCGUAGUAUUGACAAUAUACAAUCUUUUUACAUAACCCGUCGUUAAGGGUGCAAUAUGUAAAAGUUGAAUAAACUGUCAAUAGAAUGUGAAUAAAUGAACAGUUUUGACCUCAUGACCUCAUGUGUUACAGAGAUAUCUACUGAAGUUAGUAUGCUAACCAGCAAGCCCUGCCCCCUCCUGGUCCAAAGCUCCCUAACACUGCCCCAGUGCUCCAAGCUCCAUGUCCGGACUGCUAGCUUCCCAGCUAACUGAGCUAACUAGCUAGCCACUGCUACAGUGUGUGGCAGUUGGUGGUUACUCUGCUAAUAUGCUGCCCCCUGUUUGUUAUGAGCAUGAAUUCAACAGCUGGUCAAUUCUUACAUAUUGCACCUUUUAGGAGUCAGUUGCAUUACAAUGUACGGGUCUACCUAAAGACCAGUGAGUCUAUAUUGAUUGUAAUCCAUCCUCAAAUCUAACAAUGUUUAAGGGUCUAACAAGGAUUUUAAAAUCCCCAUGCAGCACAUGCAAAUUUGACAUUGUACUCUACUGCCCUCCAGUGGUUCAAAAUAUCCACAGUUAAUGGUCAUUUCCAACCCUUUAGUGUAAGAGUUUCUGUCAGGAAGCCCAGACCACCAAAAUACAAUGGAUGCUAUCAGCCAUACAUGGGGUUACUGAAUAUGCAUUUAUGUUUCUAAUGACAAACUAUUCGCAGUGAUUAUCAAAUGAACACUUGAAACAUGACUUUAUUCCUAUUCUGUUGUUGUGUUCUUCACGUGACUGUUAAUUAUAUCUUCUGGGAUAGGGAUUAACAUUUUUGAAAUACACUGUCUUAUAUAUUCUAUUGAUAGGAGGGAAGUUAUUUUAUAUCUUGAUGUAAUAAAGGAGUCAUCAGGUCAGCUCUGAUCACCUGUAAAGAAAAAGCUAACUGUAAUGUAAUCUUAUACAGCUGUUCUGCCCACUUUCAGGCCUUUUCCCAAUCAGUGGUGUCUAUACUAGUGUUACAUGUCUGAGAAUCUCUUUUUUUCUUUUUGUGAUUCAAAGAGAGAGUAGUAUGCACUUUAUUUGGGAAAAGAAAACCUUCAUUUUGCUGGUAUUGUUUGUAAGUUAAUUUGAAGAAAAAGUAAAUAUACUGUAUACAAAUAUGGAUUCUACAAAUGAACACAAAAGUCCAAGUAUAAAAAACAUUCCACAUUUCUCUGUUCACUGAACGUGUAUUUAUUUGUACCAUGGGGCAUUUUUGUUUGUGAUAGAUGUGAUUCAAAUGCAGACACCUGAAGUGCAGUAUGUGGAAUAAAACUCUGAUAUUUGUUCCAAAACUAA
Messenger RNA from Acanthopagrus latus (yellowfin seabream), 8529 nucleotides. It is a transcript of the gene mast1a, whose product is annotated as microtubule associated serine/threonine kinase 1a. The coding region runs from base 131 to 5302 and encodes 1723 amino acids. Gene Ontology annotation, molecular function: protein binding; ATP binding; protein serine/threonine kinase activity. Lineage: Eukaryota; Metazoa; Chordata; Actinopteri; Spariformes; Sparidae. The record is from RefSeq and is a predicted model, not a curated record. Gene Ontology annotation, biological process: intracellular signal transduction; peptidyl-serine phosphorylation. The transcript has 27 exons.